AUGAUCCCCAGCGCAGGCCCCCGGGGCUGCUGCCUGCUCAUGCUGCUCUGCCUUCUCCCCUGCCCGUGGGUCUGGGCAGGCAGGGAUGCCGCGGGACCGGCGCUCUCCGCAGCCUCCUUCCUGCAGGAUCUCCUUCAGCGAUACAGCGAGAGCGAAACCCUGAGCCUGAAGCAGCUCAAGGCCCUGCUGAACCGCCUGGAUGUGGGAGUGGGACACGCCAACGUCUCCCAGCCGCCAGAGCAGCGGGUGAACCUCUCCCGGUGCUUCAGCUCCGUCGAGCUUUUUGCCAUCCACAACCUGAGUGAGGGCUCUGCCGUGGGGCACAGCGAGUUCAAGGAGUUUUGCCCCACCAUCCUGCAGCAGCUGGAGUCUGGGGCGUGCGCCUCCGAGAACCUGGAAAACGAGGAAAAUGAGCAGACGGAGGAGAGCAGACCCAGCUCGGCCGAAGUGUGGGGCUUUGGUUUUCUCAGUGUGUCGAUGAUUAACGUGGCCUCCCUGCUCGGAGUCUUCAUCGUACCGUGUACCGAGAAGGCCUUUUUCAGGCGGGUCCUCACGUUUUUCAUCGCGCUCUCCAUCGGCACGCUGCUCUCUAACGCGCUCUUCCAGCUCAUCCCAGAGGCAUUUGGAUUCAACCCUCAAGAAGCUUAUUACAUUUCCAAAUCUGCCGUGGUGUUCGGGGGCUUCUACCUCUUCUUCUUCACAGAGAAGGUCCUGAAGAUGCUCCUGAAGCAGAAGGACCAGCAUCACCACGGGCACAGCCACUAUGGCCCUGAGGCUCUGCCGUCCAAGAAGGACCAGGAGGAGGGGGUCACCGAGAAGCUGCAGAAUGGGGACCUGGACCACAUGAUCCCACACAUAACCAGCGAGCUGGAGUGCAAGACCCCCUCCGGGGAUGAGAAGGUUGUGGUGGGCUCCCUCUCUGUCCAGGACCUGCAGGCCUCCCAGAGCGCCUGUUACUGGCUGAAGGAAGUGCGGUACUCCGACAUCGGCACACUGGCGUGGAUGAUCACCCUCAGCGACGGCCUCCACAACUUCAUCGACGGGUUGGCCAUCGGGGCCUCCUUCACCGUCUCCGUCUUCCAAGGGAUCAGCACCUCCGUGGCCAUCCUCUGCGAGGAGUUCCCGCACGAGCUGGGGGACUUUGUCAUCCUGCUGAACGCCGGGAUGACCAUCCGCCAGGCGCUCUUCUUCAACUUCAUCUCCGCCUGCUGCUGCUACGUGGGCUUGGCCUUUGGCAUCGUGGCCGGCAGCCACUUCUCUGCCAACUGGAUCUUCGCUCUGGCCGGAGGGAUGUUUCUGUACAUAGCGCUGGCUGACAUGUUCCCCGAAAUGAAUGAGGUCAGCCGGGAGGACGAGCAGAACGGCAGCGCGCUGAUCACCUUUGCCAUCCAGAACGCGGGGCUGCUGACGGGGUUCACCAUCAUGGUGCUGCUCACCAUGUACUCUGGCCAGAUCCAGAUAGGGUAGGACCAGCCC
This is a messenger RNA of Aptenodytes forsteri (emperor penguin), 1476 nucleotides long. It is a transcript of the gene SLC39A14, whose product is annotated as solute carrier family 39 member 14. Bases 1 to 1467 code for a protein of 488 amino acids. Gene Ontology annotation, biological process: zinc ion import across plasma membrane; intracellular zinc ion homeostasis. The transcript is spliced from 8 exons. The record is from RefSeq and is a predicted model, not a curated record. Gene Ontology annotation, molecular function: zinc ion transmembrane transporter activity. Lineage: Eukaryota; Metazoa; Chordata; Aves; Sphenisciformes; Spheniscidae. Gene Ontology annotation, cellular component: membrane.